This is a messenger RNA of Diabrotica virgifera virgifera (western corn rootworm), 979 nucleotides long. RefSeq lists its product as uncharacterized. The transcript has 7 exons. NCBI's taxonomy places the organism in Eukaryota, Metazoa, Arthropoda, Insecta, Coleoptera, Chrysomelidae. Bases 1 to 975 code for a protein of 324 amino acids. The record is from RefSeq and is a predicted model, not a curated record.
AUGACAAUUAGCACAAAAAUACUUGGAUUAGUAGCGAAAAAUUCCUCAUUGGAUAAUAAUUCCAUCAAUGAAAAACCCGUUAAUAAUACAUGUGAAACUACGGAAGAAGAAAAGCUACUAAAUAAACUUGAGGAGACAGAGCCAGAAUUAGCAACAUGCCAAGAAGAAGAGUGCGUGAUUUGCAUCAAUGCUAAAGCUACAAUGCAAACUGCUCCUUGUGGACAUCUUGUUGUUUGUAGAAAAUGUUUCGUCAAAACUAUCCAGAUUGCUGUAUCUCAAAGGCUUCUUCCUCUGAGGUGUGUGAUUUGUAGGGCGAAAAUUUUACGGCUUAAGACUGGACCAAUUCUUCCAACAUCAGCAAGUGGUUAUUCAAUCACUUCCAGAGGAUCUUCAGUACCGCAAUCCGAUAGCCUUUAUAGUGUCAGUAGUGGUGAAUCAUCCAUAUCUUUCGCAUCAAGUUCUUCCAAUAACAGCAACAAAGAAAGUGCUCCAUGUUGCAGUGGUCGAUGUCUAGGAGCAUAUCCUAGACAACCUCAUACAGGAGCGAUUAAACGUUCUCAAGAACACGCAAUGAAAAUAAAAAUACAAGAUUAUUGCAGGCCUGAGAAAAAUCAUGUUAACCGUCUACCUCCAAUAAAAGAAAUGCCAGGACAAAGUCCUCUGCAUACUGCUCCUCCGGCUUCUACAAGGAUCAGAUGUGCACAAAAAAUUGUAACUCAACUGGAAUUACCACUUAUGAGAAGAGGUCAUAAAUACGAACGGAUCCCGCAAGAAGAUGACGCCGAAGUUCCUGUUUCUGUUAAACCUGUUGAAAAGACUAAAAGAUGGUGGAGCGACAGAACAAAAAGUGAAGAAAAAAUUGACAACAAGAAAAACGAAUUAGUUGAAAAACAUAUGGAAUUGAAGGAAAGGUUAAUGAAGGCCGAACAGUUAACGGAAGCUACUAGUACAAACAUUAAAGAUGAGAAGCUAUAAUACA